GGGGGUGCGCCCGAGAGUGCCCCGGCGUGUUCGCUUAGUUCAGUGAAUCAGAACAAUGACUGCGCCGCCGGGUACCCGGGAGCGUGUCGGAGGACUGUGAGCAGCCACCGCCGGGAGAGCGGCGGGCGACGCAACCUCGGCCGAGCGGUGACAGCGCCGGCUCGGGAGCCUCGGGUGCAGCCCCUGCCCAGCGCCCGCAGCCCGCGCGGAGCCGCCGCGCUCCGGCGCUGCAGUCGUUCCUCGGGAGCCCAGCAUUGUUGUGAGCCGCUCGAGGGGCGAAGGGAUUACAAAGCCUGGAGACCCGGAGCCCCCUUUUAGCCAUGUGGAUACCUACGGAGCACGAGAAAUACGGCGUGGUUAUUGCCAGUUUUCGAGGAACUGUCCCCUAUGGCCUAUCAUUGGAAAUCGGAGAUACUGUUCAGAUCCUAGAGAAGUGUGAUGGCUGGUACAGAGGAUUUGCCUUAAAAAACCCAAAUAUCAAGGGUAUAUUUCCUUCCAGCUAUGUUCACUUGAAAAAUGCCUGUGUAAAGAACAAGGGACAAUUUGAAAUGGUUAUUCCCACUGAAGACUCUGUUAUCACAGAAAUGACAUCAACAUUAAGAGACUGGGGAACCAUGUGGAAACAACUUUAUGUGAGAAAUGAAGGUGAUCUCUUCCACCGCCUGUGGCACAUCAUGAAUGAAAUACUGGAUCUGAGGCGGCAGGUGCUGGUUGGCCAUCUUACCCAUGACCGGAUGAAGGACGUGAAGCGCCACAUUACUGCCCGACUUGACUGGGGCAACGAACAACUGGGUCUGGACCUGGUGCCCAGAAAGGAGUAUGCAAUGGUGGACCCAGAGGACAUCAGCAUCACUGAGCUAUACCGACUGAUGGAACAUCGACAUCGGAAAAAAGACACCCCAGUGCAGGCCAGCAGUCACCACCUCUUCGUCCAGAUGAAGAGCCUCAUGUGUUCCAACCUAGGAGAAGAGCUGGAGGUCAUCUUCUCCCUCUUUGACAGUAAAGAGAAUCGCCCGAUCAGUGAAAGAUUUUUCUUGAGACUGAAUAGAAAUGGGCUUCCCAAAGCCCCGGAUAAACCCGAACGACAUUGCUCUCUCUUUGUGGAUUUGGGUAGCAGUGAGCUAAGGAAGGACAUCUACAUCACCGUGCACAUUAUCCGAAUCGGUCGAAUGGGAGCAGGAGAAAAAAAGAAUGCCUGCAGUGUUCAGUAUCGGCGACCCUUUGGCUGUGCAGUCCUUAGCAUCGCAGACCUGCUAACAGGGGAGACGAAGGAUGACCUCGUCCUGAAAGUAUACAUGUGUAAUACAGAGAGUGAGUGGUACCAAAUCCACGAGAACAUCAUCAAAAAGCUGAAUGCACGCUAUAAUUUGACUGGCUCCAAUGCAGGAUUAGCUGUUUCCCUACAGCUGUUGCAUGGAGACAUUGAACAGAUCAGGAGAGAGUAUUCAUCAGUAUUUUCUCAUGGAGUAUCCAUAACAAGGAAACUGGGUUUUUCCAACAUUAUCAUGCCUGGUGAAAUGAGGAAUGAUUUAUAUAUCACCAUUGAGAGGGGAGAAUUUGAGAAAGGAGGGAAGAGCGUGGCCACAAAUGUGGAAGUUACAAUGUUCAUUGUAGAUAGUAAUGGCCAGAACUUGAAGGAUUUUAUCUCCUUUGGCGCUGGAGAGCCUCCUGCUACUGAAUACCACUCCUUUGUGCUUUAUCAUAACAACAGUCCCAGGUGGUCAGAACUGCUGAAACUUCCCAUUCCUGUGGAUAAAUUUCGGGGCUCCCACAUCCGCUUUGAGUUUAGGCAUUGUUCCACAAAGGAGAAAGGAGAGAAGAAGUUGUUUGGUUUCUCUUUUGUGCCCCUGAUGCAAGAAGAUGGAAGGACUCUUCCAGACGGCACGCACGAGCUCAUUGUGCAUAAGUGUGAAGAAAACACAAACCUUCAGGAUACCACCCGCUACCUCAAACUUCCAUUCUCCAAGGUCAUUUUCCUUGGGAAUAAUAAUCAAACCAUGAAGGCCACAAAGGAAUCUUUUUGGAUAACGUCAUUUCUCUGUUCCACAAAACUCACACAAAAUGGGGAUAUGCUUGAUCUUUUGAAAUGGAGAACUCACCCUGACAAGAUCACAGGCUGUCUCUCUAAGUUAAAAGAAAUUGAUGGCUCAGAGAUAGUUAAGUUUCUACAAGAUACACUGGAUACCUUGUUUGGAAUUUUAGAUGAAAAUUCCCAAAAAUAUGGGUCUAAGGUGUUUGAUUCCUUGGUCCACAUAAUAAAUUUGCUGCAAGAUAGCAAGUUUCAUCACUUUAAGCCUGUCAUGGACACUUACAUUGAGAGUCACUUCGCCGGGGCACUUGCAUACAGAGACCUCAUCAAAGUGCUCAAGUGGUACGUGGACAGGAUAACAGAGGCAGAGCGGCAGGAGCAUAUCCAGGAGGUGUUGAAGGCACAAGAAUACAUCUUCAAGUACAUAGUUCAGUCCCGAAGGCUGUUUUCCCUCGCCACGGGUGGGCAAAAUGAAGAGGAGUUCCGCUGCUGUAUUCAAGAGCUUCUUAUGUCAGUCCGUUUCUUUCUUUCACAAGAGAGCAAAGGGUCUGGAGCGUUAUCUCAGUCACAGGCUGUAUUCCUGAGUUCCUUCCCAGCUGUGUACUCAGAACUGUUGAAGCUCUUUGAUGUCCGGGAAGUGGCCAACUUGGUACAGGACACUCUGGGCAGCCUGCCGACCAUCAUGCACGUGGAUGACUCCCUGCAGGCAAUUAAGCUUCAGUGCAUUGGCAAGACUGUGGAGAGCCAGCUCUACACCAACCCAGACUCGAGGUAUAUUCUCCUGCCUGUCGUGUUGCAUCAUCUUCACAUCCACUUGCAAGAACAGAAGGACUUGAUCAUGUGCGCGCGUAUCCUUAGCAACGUAUUUUGUCUCAUCAAGAAAAAUAGCUCAGAAAAGUCCGUGUUGGAGGAAAUAGAUGUGAUAGUGGCCAGCCUGCUGGACAUCCUGCUCAGAACCAUCUUGGAGAUCACCAGUCGGCCUCAGGCAUCCAGCUCCGCCAUGCGGCUGCAGUUCCAGGAUGUCACUGGGGAGUUUGUUGCCUGUCUCCUUUCCUUAUUACGACAAAUGACAGAUAGACAUUAUCAACAACUUCUGGAUAGUUUCAAUACAAAGGAAGAACUAAGGGACUUCCUGCUGCAGAUAUUUACUGUGUUCCGAAUAUUGAUACGCCCAGAGAUGUUCCCCAAGGAUUGGACCGUUAUGCGCUUGGUUGCUAACAAUGUUAUCAUUACAACAGUUCUGUACCUCUCAGAUGCACUUCGCAAGAACUUCUUAAAUGAAAACUUUGAUUAUAAGAUCUGGGAUUCCUACUUUUACCUUGCAGUAAUUUUUAUAAACCAGUUGUGUUUGCAACUGGAGAUGUUCACACCUUCCAAAAAGAAAAAGGUAUUAGAAAAGUAUGGUGAUAUGAGGGUAACCAUGGGCUGUGAAAUUUUUAGCAUGUGGCAAAACCUAGGAGAACACAAACUUCAUUUCAUCCCAGCCCUGAUCGGCCCCUUCUUAGAAGUGACCUUGAUACCACAACCAGAUCUCCGGAAUGUCAUGAUUCCCAUUUUUCAUGAUAUGAUGGACUGGGAACAGAGGCGCAGUGGCAACUUUAAACAGGUGGAAGCCAAGCUAAUUGACAAACUGGAUAGCCUGAUGUCAGAGGGCAAAGGGGAUGAAACAUACCGUGAGCUCUUCAAUAGUAUAAUUCCACUAUUUGGUCCCUAUCCUAGUCUACUAAAGAAAAUUGAGCGGGAAACAUGGAGGGAAAGUGGCGUUUCAUUAAUUGCCACGGUUACUCGGCUGAUGGAGAGGUUGUUAGAUUACAGGGACUGCAUGAAAAUGGGAGAGGUGGAUGGUAAAAAGAUUGGCUGCACAGUUAGCCUUCUGAACUUCUAUAAGACCGAACUGAACAAGGAGGAGAUGUACAUACGCUACAUCCACAAACUCUAUGAUCUGCAUCUCAAAGCGCAAAACUUUACAGAGGCUGCAUAUACCCUCCUGUUGUAUGAUGAGCUGCUAGAAUGGUCUGAUCGGCCCCUCAGGGAAUUCCUGACCUACCCCAUGCAAACAGAAUGGCAGCGCAAAGAGCACCUGCACCUCACCAUCAUCCAGAACUUUGACAGAGGCAAAUGUUGGGAGAAUGGCAUCAUCUUGUGCCGGAAGAUUGCAGAGCAGUAUGAGAAUUACUAUGACUACAGGAACCUGAGCAAGAUGAGGAUGAUGGAAGCCUCUUUGUAUGACAAAAUCAUGGACCAGCAGCGCCUGGAACCUGAGUUCUUCAGAGUUGGAUUUUAUGGGAAGAAAUUUCCAUUUUUCUUAAGAAAUAAGGAGUUUGUGUGUCGGGGGCAUGACUAUGAAAGACUGGAGGCCUUCCAGCAGCGGAUGCUGAACGAGUUCCCUCAUGCCAUUGCCAUGCAGCAUGCCAACCAGCCUGACGAGACCAUCUUCCAGGCAGAGGCUCAGUAUUUGCAGAUAUAUGCUGUGACUCCCAUUCCAGAGAGCCAGGAGGUCCUGCAGAGAGAAGGGGUUCCAGACAACAUCAAAAGCUUCUAUAAAGUGAACCAUAUCUGGAAGUUCCGCUAUGAUAGACCAUUCCACAAAGGCACGAAAGACAAGGAGAAUGAAUUCAAGAGUCUUUGGGUGGAAAGAACCUCCCUCUACUUGGUGCAGAGCUUACCUGGCAUUUCACGCUGGUUCGAAGUGGAAAAGCGAGAAGUGGUAGAAAUGAGUCCUCUGGAAAAUGCAAUUGAAGUGCUGGAAAAUAAGAAUCAGCAGCUGAAGACUCUGAUUAGUCAGUGUCAGACAAGACAGAUGCAGAAUAUCAACCCUCUGACGAUGUGCCUAAAUGGAGUCAUAGAUGCUGCAGUGAAUGGUGGGGUCUCCAGGUACCAAGAGGCAUUCUUUGUCAAAGAAUAUAUUUUAAGUCAUCCUGAAGAUGGGGAGAAGAUUGCACGGUUAAGAGAGCUGAUGCUUGAGCAGGCACAGAUUCUGGAAUUUGGUUUGGCUGUGCAUGAGAAGUUUGUACCUCAAGAUAUGAGACCCCUUCACAAAAAACUUGUGGACCAAUUCUUUGUGAUGAAAUCAAGCUUUGGGAUACAGGAGUUCUCUGCUUGUAUUCAAGCCAGUCCUGUCCAUUUUCCUAAUGGAAGCCCUCGAGUGUGUAGAAACUCAGCCCCUGCUUCCAUGAGUCCAGAUGGUACCAGGGUAAUUCCUAGACGCAGCCCAUUAAGUUACCCAGCUGUCAACCGAUAUUCUUCCUCCUCACUGUCCUCACAAGCCUCUGCUGAACCGAGCCCAUCUACCUCAAGCCUGAGUUCCACUCACUCUGCUUCACCUAAUGUUACAAGUUCUGCUCCUUCGAGUGCCAGAGCUUCUCCUUUGUUGUCUGACAAACACAAACAUUCCAGAGAAAACUCUUGCCUGUCCCCAAGAGACAGACCAUGCAGUGCCAUUUAUCCAACACCUGUGGAGCCUUCCCAGAGGAUGCUGUUUAAUCACAUUGGAGAUGGGGCUUUGCCCCGAAGUGACCCCAAUCUUUCUGCACCUGAAAAAGCUGUGAACCCCACCCCUAGCAGCUGGAGCCUGGACAGUGGGAAAGAAGCCAAGACCAUGUCGGAUAGUGGGAAACUUAUCUCUCCCCCUGUCCCUCCAAGACCCACACAGACUGCUUCGCCAGCAAGACACACAACAUCAGUAUCCCCCUCACCUGCUGGGCGGUCUCCAAUGAAGGGCUCCGUGCAGUCCUUCACGCCAUCUCCGGUGGAGUACCACUCCCCAGGACUGAGCUCCAACUCCCCGGUCUUGUCCGGCAGUUACAGCAGUGGAAUCUCUUCUCUCAGCCGGUGUAGCACGUCGGAAACCUCAGGCUUUGAAAAUCAGGUGAACGAACAGUCGGUGCCCGUGCCCGUGCCCGUGCCUGUGCCUAUGCCUGUGCCCGUGCCGGUGCCCGUGCCCAGCUUCAGCGGGCCGGAGGAGCCGGUGCGCAAGGAGAGCAAAACCCCACCCCCGUACAGCGUCUAUGAGCGGACUCUGCGGCGCCCGGUCCCGCUACCUCACAGCCUCUCCAUCCCUGUCACCUCCGAGCCACCCGCCCUGCCUCCCAAGCCCCUGGCAGCACGGUCCAGCCACCUGGAGAACGGCAACCGGAGGACUGAGCCCGGACCGCGGCCCAGGCCCCUGCCCCGCAAGGUCUCUCAGUUAUAAUUCACUUUUCUAUGUACCUGCGAUGAAUUCUUUGCCGUUUACAAAAUAAGUCUGAUGAGAAGACAUUUAGUGUAGGCACUUUAAUAUCUUACUCAGAUCUUUGUUUAAAUGAAUGGAAUUUAAAUUUGCUUAUUAAUAUAAUGUUGCACAGUAUAUAAAAGUUACUGAUCUAAAACGCCAGGUGUUACAUGAAGUAGGGCUGAGUCUCAUUAAAAUGUUUCUCAUUUGAAAGUGGUAAAUCAUGAAAAAGACACUUUUUGUAUCUUUUUAUGUUCACUUUUUUUUACAUAGUUUAAUCUUAAAACAAUACGAUAUUGUCAAGCAAUACAAUGCGUGAUAAUGUUGUAUAUCUUUUUCUGAAUACUUGAUACUGAGAAAGCUUAUCAGCCUGUGCACAUCCUAACACAAUGGUCCUUAUUUUAGACUUUUGUAAAUAAGGUGAGAUUGUGGCUCUUCCCUUGAGCAGAAUGUUCAGCUCCUGUCCUCAGAAUUAAGGUUAUGGCAGGCAGGUUAGACAAGAUACUUAAGGGUUCAGAGGAUUGGGACAGGAAGUUGUUUUGUUCUUGAAACAAAAUGCUUCUUUGAGGUUGCUUUUGACAUUUGACAGCUGUCUACAUUCUAAAACUCUACUUUGUGAAUUGGUUGCUAAAUCUUUUAGUACCCUGAUGCCAUGCUAUCUGCUGUAUUUCUUUUCAAGGUGCAAUUUGCUUUCAGAGUUCCAAUCAGCUAGAUUAAGUUAAAGACCCCAGGAGAAAUGUUUACUUGCAUUUUGUGCUUCCUUACUUGAUGAUUUCCUAUAUAAAACGUGUCAUUGAAGAAGAGCAGGUAUUCACGUAUUAAAUAGGCACAAAUUACUGAGUCCUAUUAACAAGAAUUCAGGAAUCAAUACAGAACAGUAUUAAAUCAGUAGAGUGGAAGAAGAAAGAAACCUUAGCGAAAAUGUAUUAGCAUGAUUGAGUGGCAAAAGGACUUUGAAAAGGCAAGGGCAUUAACUUCCAAUCCUGUACAAAAUGAAGAAUUCCUCAAAUUCUCCAUUCUAACCAUGGAGUUUGGCUUCUCUGCUCAUACUUUGGUUGGAGGAAGAGGAUUAUGGGCCAUUCUAGGUUGGUAUUGCAAUGUAGCAUCUUAGAUGGAAAUAGAAUAGACUCGCUGAUGCCACGACUGUAGGAGUGUGAAAAAAAAGCACCUUGUAUGUAGUAAUGUAUUUUGUAUCUAUGUUUUUUCUUUUACUGACUGUUUAUAACACUCAAAUGACAAUAGGUAUGAACUGUAUUUUAAACCAUACUGUUAAAUAUUUUCCCUCUUUUGUUGGGAAGCUCAUCUUAGUUUAAUUGUGUUUGUUUCUGUUGAUAGAUUACCUGGAAGGCAGUGAACACUUUUUUAUAUUCUCUUAAUGAAACCAUUCAGCAGGUAUAUGCUGUUGAGGCUGGUUAUAGAGGUUUUCUAUAAUAAAUGUUCAAGUAUUUUUGUACAUAACUGGUUAAUUUUAAUAAGAGAUACCAUUAUGUGUAAAAAACAGUAAAAAUAAAAGCAAACAAUUGUGGAUGCAGUAUGAUUGUUAUAAUUAUGCCAAAUACUUUAUGUAUGGAAAAAGAAUAUUUGUACAUAUGUGCUUUUAACAAUUCUGCCAUAUUGACUUUACAAUUUUGAAUGUCAGAAAAUUAAUAUAUGUAAAAAUAUUUAUGUUUAGUGAAAGUAUUCAUAAUUGAGGAAAGGAACAUAUGAAUUUUAGCUUUGUAUCUUGCAAGUUUUGCAGUUGGAAAUUUCUUGAACUAGCUUUUGCAUUUGAUGAUAACACUUUGUGUUUGUAAUCACAUCCUAAAAUAUAUAUAUAUAUAUACAUAUAUAUGUAUGUAGGAAGCUCCUUAUUUCUGUUGUUUUAAAGAAGUAAAAUCUUCCAUUUAAAUAAGCUGACAUGCAUAAGAUAACAAAGCUUCUUUGAUUUCCUCUUCCUGUGUAAUUUAAUAGGUUUCUGGACUAGUGCUUGGGCACAGAAUAAAAUCAGUGUUAUUUGCUCUUGAAGCUUUUUUAAAAAUUUUUGGCAGUAAACAGUUGACUUUAUCAUGUGUGUAUAUUUUAAAGCAGCUAUAUAGCAGAACAUUUCAAGAGAUUCUGAUAGCUCAGAUGUUCAUGUCAAUAGUUGCUGAAUGGUAAAUAUUAAAUAAAGUUACCAGAUUAAUCUCAA
Nannospalax galili (Upper Galilee mountains blind mole rat) is the source of this 8406-nucleotide messenger RNA. It is a transcript of the gene Dock4, whose product is annotated as dedicator of cytokinesis 4. Gene Ontology annotation, molecular function: small GTPase binding; GTPase activator activity; guanyl-nucleotide exchange factor activity. NCBI's taxonomy places the organism in Eukaryota, Metazoa, Chordata, Mammalia, Rodentia, Spalacidae. The record is from RefSeq and is a predicted model, not a curated record. The transcript is spliced from 53 exons. Gene Ontology annotation, cellular component: cytoplasm; plasma membrane. The coding region runs from base 321 to 6221 and encodes 1966 amino acids. Gene Ontology annotation, biological process: cell chemotaxis; small GTPase-mediated signal transduction.